Molecule: messenger RNA, 2473 nt
Organism: Pistacia vera
Lineage: Eukaryota; Viridiplantae; Streptophyta; Magnoliopsida; Sapindales; Anacardiaceae
Product: pentatricopeptide repeat-containing protein At4g19191, mitochondrial
Exons: 1
Coding region: 315-2270 (651 amino acids)
Biological process (GO): RNA modification
Molecular function (GO): RNA binding; protein binding
Source: RefSeq, a predicted model, not a curated record
AUAAAACUAGAUUGUGACUUGUAACUUGUGAGUCAAUAUUUAUCCCAAUCACAAAUUAAUACCGUGGUAUACAAUUGUCGAUUAACGCUAGCACACCUCUUUUACUCUAUUUUCUUUUAUCACAGUAUUCAACAUAUUUUGAGAAUUAAAUUAUUGAAUGUAUCAAAACUAUCUAAUAUUGUAAAAAUUGUCGAGAGGUUUUAGAUUUUUAGUUGCUUAAGCCUUAAUUUUUCUCUCAAAUAGCUCAACCCGGUCCAUAAAAUUUACCAAUUAAGUUUAACUGUCAUUUAAAUUUCCCUCCAAAACAGUGAGAAAUGGUCACAUCUUCUCUUCCUCUACGUCUCAACCGAUUUUCAAAAUUUUCACCCUCUAAUCAAUGGAACUUUCAAAUAAGGGAAGCUGUGAGCAAACACAAUCCCAACCAAGCCCUUCUUCUCUUUCGCCAAAUGAAACAAAACGACAUUGUUCCAAACAACUUCAUCUUCAUCUUUAUAGCCAAAGCGUGUGCCCAGCUUUCCAAUCUUAAAUACUCACAAAUGAUCCAUACCCACACCGUAAAAUCCCCUUUUGGGUCUCAUAUCUAUGUGCAAACCACAAUGGUCGAUAUGUAUGUAAAAUGUGAUCAAUUGGAUUACGCGUGUAGUUUGUUUGAUGAAAUGACAGAGAGAGAUGUUGCGUCGUGGAAUGCGAUGCUUGUGGGGUUUGCUCAAAAAGGUUUUGUUAAUGAAGUGUUGAGAAUUUUUUAUGAGAUGAGAUUUGCAGGGAUUAAGGGUGAUGCGGUCACGGCUAUGGGGUUGACGCAGUCGGUUUUGGAGGCGAAGAAUUUGAACCUGUUGAAGGCUGUUCAUUCUAUUGGUAUUCAGAUGGGGAUGGAUGCUGAUAUUGAAGUUGCUACUACAUGGAUUUCUGCUUAUGCCAAAUGCAGUGACUUGAACUUUGCGGAGUUGGUGUUUUAUGGGAUUGAGCAGGGUUUACAAACUGUGGUUUCGUGGAAUUCUAUGAUUGCAGGAUAUGCAAACAAUGGUAAGGUUUUUGAUGCAGUUAGGUUCUACAAGUGGAUGAUGCUAGAUGGAUUUAGGCCUGAUGUUAGUACCAUUGUUAGCCUACUUUCAGCAUGUGCGCAGCUAGAGGCACUGUUACAUGGUAGGUUGAUUCAUUCUCAUGGAAUUCAAAUGGGCUUUGACGUAGAUAUAUUUGUGAUUAAUACACUAAUUUCAUUGUAUUCCAAGUGUGGAGAUAUUUAUUCUGCAAGAUUUUUAUUUGAUGGUAUGCUAUACAGAAACUGUGUUUCUUGGACCGCUAUGAUUAGCGGAUAUGUCAAGAAAAGGGACAUGGAUGUGGCAUUGGAAUUGUUUUUUGCUAUGGAAGCAGCUGGUGAAAAACCUGAUUUGGUCACUGUGCUGUCAUUGGUUUCAGGUUGUGGCCAAGGCGGUACACUUGAGCUUGGAAAAUGGAUUGACAAUUAUGCCAGUUCUAAAGGGUUAAGAGAUAAUGUAAUGGUCUGCAAUGCAUUGAUAGAUAUGUAUGCAAAAUGUGGAAGCAUUCCUGAUGCUCGAGAGCUCUUCCUUGCCAUGCCUGAGAGAACUGUUGUCUCAUGGACAGCUAUGAUUGCAGGUUGUGCCUUGAAUGGAGAGUUCUCAGAAGCUUUGGACCUUUUCCACCAGAUGGUGGAAUUGGGUUUGUGGCCAAACCACGUAACAUUUCUUGCGGUUCUUCGAGCUUGUGCUCACGCAGGUUUCCUUGAGAAAGGAUGGGAGUGUUUCAAUAUGAUGACCGAGGUAUAUAACAUCAAUCCCGGAUUAGACCAUUAUUCUUGUAUGGCCGACAUUCUUGGGCGUAGAGGAAAGCUAAAGAAAGCAUUGGAUUUUGUUCAAAGCAUGCCCAUCAAACCCGACGCUGGCAUAUGGGGGGCAUUGCUCAGUGCUUGCAAGAUUCACCAUAACAUAGAGAUAGGCGAGUAUGUGGCUCAUCGUCUAUUUGAAUUAGUGCCCCAUGUGGCAGCACCAUAUGUGGAGAUGGCUAAUAUAUAUGCUUUCUGGGGAAGGUGGGAUGGAGUUGCAAAAAUAAGAUCGAUGAUGAAAUGCAACAACGUGAACAAGUUUCCAGGACAAAGUCAAGUUCACGUCAAUGGUAAGACUUGUACGUUUACAGUUGAAGAUAGAGAUCAUCCUGAAGGCAUAGUAAUCUAUGCACUGUUGGACUGUUUAACUUUUCAAUUAAAGGAAAAAGCAUACUUACCGCAAUUUGAGGAGAUUUCACAACAUGAAUAGGAAAAUUCUUUAUUGUUUUAGCAUGUAUAUGUUAGAUUUGACCAUUCAGAUGGCAAUCAAAUUCCCAUUUUUUGGAUUUCAAUCUGAUGGAUAGUCCUUAUGGUUCAUAUGUAACUCAAACAAUUUUGAGAAAUGUAGAGAUUAUUUAUCUCCCAUCUUUCUUUCCGCAUAUAAAACUAUGAUAUAAUGAAUAGAUAAGAACC